CAAAAACAAUAGUAAAUUUUUAUUACAUCGGGAACAGCAUUGACAUCGAACGUCAACAAAGUGUAAAAGCGUUUGCUGUUACAAUUCUCUUUGUAUAUAAAUAAUAAAGAUUUAGGAACUCUGAAGUGCAAUGCCGUUGGUAAAAGUAAUCGGCGCACAGCCAACCAUCGCGGCGGCGGCUGCAGUAGCGAUCGAAGCCGCCGCUUAUAAUAGACAGCAACCGGAUGAUAUUCCGGCUGAAGCGCUAAGGAAAUACAAAUUACCAGUGGUGAAAGUUGAAGAAGAAGAAGAAAUUCAGUUUUUUGGUAAAAUUCCACUGUGGCAGGACGACACGCCGGAGGGUGUACUCGCCAUGCGUAAAAUACACACUGACUUCAUAGUUGAGGUGCAUUUGCACGCGCUUGGCUACUUGGUUGUGAGCAUUACUCAGUGGAUAUUGAUAUAUAAAAUCGACGCAAUUGCCGAUUAUGUGAAAGCGCAUUACUGCAUUUCAUUGCUGCCGUUUGUCUUGAGUUUCACAAUGCUGAUCGCCUUGGUAUUCUUUUAUGAUGACAUAACGAAGGGGCGACAUAUGGCGGUAUUUUACUGUUAUACAGUAAUAAUGCUUGAGUUGUCCAGCGUCCCAGUAGCAAUGCCAUUGUCCUCAUACAAUUUGACUCAAUUGAUGAGUUCGGGUUUCAUAUCAACAGUUGUCAUAGUAGCAGGCAUCUUAAUCGCGCAUUCAAAAAAAGAUUUUUAUGUAUAUAAGCCGGCAUUUAUAUUCGCUUGGACAUGUCGUUGUUUUUUAGUCGCCUCAAUGGGUAUUACAAUUGGUAUAUCACUGCAAAGUCCUUACUUCGAUGUGGUUAUGACAUUAACAAUGACAUUUUUCAUGUCACUGUACAUCUUGAUGUGUGCGAAAGCUAUAAGCAGUGCCGAGUUUAUUUGGAUGGACACAUAUGGUCCGCAUAUGUAUGGAUCGUUGUUCUAUAUAAACUACAUGACACUCUUCUCGAUGAGCAUAUUACUCUUUGUGGAACUGGAUGCAGCAAUGAAAGUAUAAUACCAAUAGCCAAGAACAAAAAGAGAAAGAAAUAGUGUAUAAAGUUCAUCGACCCAGCUUCAAGUUAAUGAUUAUCUUUACGUUCUCUUCUUUUUUUUCUUCUUGUAAUUGUAUACAAGAAAAUUUCGUUAAAAUUUACACAAAAGUCAAACAACAGCUGUUCCAUAAAUAAAUAUGUUCCUCAUGUAUAUGUAUAUAAAUGUGUAUAUGUAUAUAUAUUUUUUACAUAUUGUAUUUUGCCAUGCUAUUACUAUUACUUAGUGGAGUAAUAAACGCGUUUAAUGUUUUCCAAAAUGUUGCUUAAUUUAUUUUGUAUGUGUAUAGUUUACAUUUUGUAAAUAGUUAUUUUUUGUUUCUCUCAUACACCGUUAGAAUAUGUAUAUUGUGUAAAUACUUCGAAAACGCUAAAAUCAGCAUUAAAGAAUUUUGUUUAUGUAAAUAUACAUGCAUAUAGAUAUAUAUGUAUGUAUGCUCUGUUUAUGCAUAUAACAGCAAUAUAGUUUUACAAAUCGUUUUAAUAUAUUGAAUAUGUAAAAAUGUCAAAUGGAUUUUCGGCUUUUUAACAAUUAAGAGUACGACAAACGUUUUUAUAUUACAAAACAAUUAAACAAACACAAAAUUAAACCAAUACUUUGUUUUGUUUUACAUUUCAAAUUACAAUUUCAUUCAGAUAUCCGUUGUAUAUGUAAGGCAUACAUUUUGUAUAUUACAAGUACUUGUAUAUAU
Messenger RNA from Bactrocera oleae (olive fruit fly), 1768 nucleotides. RefSeq lists its product as uncharacterized. Lineage: Eukaryota; Metazoa; Arthropoda; Insecta; Diptera; Tephritidae. The record is from RefSeq and is a predicted model, not a curated record.